Messenger RNA from Cavia porcellus (domestic guinea pig), 885 nucleotides. RefSeq names its product midkine (gene Mdk). The record is from RefSeq and is a predicted model, not a curated record. The coding region runs from base 223 to 654 and encodes 143 amino acids. Lineage: Eukaryota; Metazoa; Chordata; Mammalia; Rodentia; Caviidae. The transcript is spliced from 5 exons. Gene Ontology annotation, molecular function: growth factor activity.
CGGGGUUGGGGCCGGCUUGCACCACCGCAGGGUGGGGGCGCGGCAGCCGGGCAGCGGGGUCUGGAAUUCCUCAGCCAACGCGGGGUCCCUAAGCCCGGCCCCUCCGCCCCGCCCUCCAACCUGUGCCCGCGCGUUCGCCCUCCCGCCGCCACCUGGGCGCCUGCUCCGGGUCCUGGCUCUCCAAGCAGCUGAGACCGCCGGUCCCCGAGACGCGAGCCUAGGAUGCAGCAUCGAGGCGUCCUCCUCCUCGCCCUGCUCGCCCUGCUGGCGCUGCCCUCCACGGUGGCCAAAAAGAAAGACAAGGGCAAGAAGGUCAGCGCAGGCAGCGAGUGCGCCGAGUGGACCUGGGGCCCCUGCAUCCCCAGCAGCAAGGACUGCGGAGCGGGCUUCCGUGAGGGCACCUGCGGGGCGCAGACGCAGCGCAUCCGCUGCCGGGUUCCCUGCAACUGGAAGAAAGAGUUCGGAGCCGACUGCAAGUACAAGUUCGAUAACUGGGGGGCAUGCGAUGGGGGCAGCGGCACCAAAGCGCGCCAAGGCACCCUGAAGAAGGCGCGGUACAAUGCCCAGUGCCAGGAGACUAUCCGCGUGACCAAGUCCUGUGCGCCCAAGACCAAAGCCAAGGCCAAAGCCAAAAAAGGGAAGGGGAAGGACUGAUCCAGGCUGGUACAGCCAGGACCCACCCAGCAGUGCCUUUGCUACUCCAGCUUCAUCAAUCACACCCUCCACCACCCCCUCCCACCCCGGAGCCCAGAGUGGGUGGUGAAAGGGAUUCUGGAACAACCCCACCCCCACCCAGGGUUUUCCAUUCCCAGUCCCCCUUUGUACCCACCAUGCUCCUUGUUACUAAGAAAUGAAUAAAAUGAAUCAACUUCUUUCCCAAUAAAA